GCAAUGUCUGUUGACAGGAGCCGCCUCGGCCGCGGGACUGGGUGUAAGGGCUGGCGCCGAGGGGAGGGGGCGCCGGGCUCGAGGGGCGGGCGGAGGCGGCCGGGGAGUGCGUGUGGGGGCGCGGCACCCCCUGCCCUCCCCUCGCCGCCCUGAGAGAAAUGUGAAUCCAAAUGGAGCACUCGGAAGGAGGCGAGCAGAGCCAGCAGCAGCAGCCCUGGGGGAAGCUGAUCCGGCUGGGUGCUGAUGAGGCAGAGCCACACGUCUUGCUGCUGAAAAGAGAAUGGACAAUUGGUCGGAAGAAAGGUUGUGACUUAUCUUUUCCUGGCAACAAGUUGGUGUCUGGAGAUCACUGUAAAAUUGUAGUGGAUGAAGAAUCUGGUCAAGUGUCAUUGGAAGAUACAAGUACUAAUGGAACAGUCAUUAAUAAGCUGAAAGUGGUUAAGAAGCAGACAUACCCUUUACAGACUGGAGAUGUGAUCUAUGUUGUUUACAGAAAAAAUGAGCCAGAGAACAAUGUUGCUUAUCUGUAUGAAUCCUUAAACACAAAACAUGAGGCGACUCAAGAACCAGUAGAAGUUAAUAUAGAAAACCAAUGCCAUGUGACCAAAGAUACCUCAAAUACAGGAAGAAGUAAUGAUGAGACCCAAAUUACCUCAUCACCAUCAGCUACUCAGUCUUGCUAUGAGGAACCACAGCCAUCUACUUCUACAUCUAACCUCUUUAAUGCUUCUUCUACCUCUCUUAAUGAGUUUGCAUCUGUUCAACAGGAUAAUCCUUCUACAUCUGGAUCACAGUCCUCAGUUUUCACUUCUGUGCCUGCUUUCCCCAUGGUAGAAUCAGUGUGUCUAAGAGCACUGCAUGACGAAGAUAAAAAGCUUGAUAUGAAUACUGAAACUUCUGCAAUCAUUUCGGAAAUCACUGACAAAGAAAAAGCAGAUUCAGAUUCUCAAAGAACAGGGGAGGAGGAAGGUUUGGAACCUGCUAAGAAGAAACUAAAAGGAGAUGAAGAUACUUGUCCAAAUCUUUCACCAGCAGCUCCAAAUGAAUGUAUAAUUAAAAUUGGCUCUGAAGAUGCAAAAACAUCAAAUGUGAAACCAGAUAAGAUGGAAGAAACGUUAACGUGCAUUAUCUGCCAAGAACUUCUGCAUGACUGUGUGAGCUUGCAGCCUUGUAUGCAUACUUUUUGUGCUGCCUGCUACUCAGGAUGGAUGGAAAGAUCAUCUCUGUGUCCAACUUGUCGUUGUCCGGUAGAACGUAUUUGUAAAAAUCACAUAUUGAACAACUUGGUUGAAGCUUAUCUGAUUCAGCAUCCAGAUAAAUGUCGUAAUGAAGAUGAUGUACGUAGCAUGGAUGCUAGAAACAAAAUUACUCAAGACAUGUUACAACCUAAGGUGCGGAGAUCUUUUUCAGAUGAGGAAGGAAGUUCUGAAGAUUUAUUGGAAUUGUCAGAUGUAGAUAGUGAAUCUUCAGAUAUCAGUCAACCAUAUAUAGUGUGCAGACAGUGCCCAGGGUAUCGAAGACACUCUGUUCCAACACUGCCUGGCGCUGGCCAAGAGACAGAAGCAGGAGGAAUGCAAGCACUGGGAGAUGCGCCAUCUACGUCUGCUAACUUCCCUGCAGCUGUCCAGGAGUACGUGUGUCCUGCUCAAGGAAGUCAUGUAAUAUGCACCUGCUGCUUUCAGCCAAUGCCUGACAGAAGAGCAGAGCGUGAACAGAAUCCUCAUGUUGCUCCUCAGCAAUGUACAGUUUGUCUUCAACCCUUCUGUCACUUAUACUGGGGCUGCACUCGGAUGGCAUGUUUUGGCUGUUUGGCACCAUUCUGUGAAAUAAAUCUUGGUGAUAAGUGUUUAGAUGGAGUCCUAAAUAAUAACCACUACGAGUCAGAUAUCCUAAAGGAUUACCUGGCAUCCAGGGGUUUGACGUGGAAAAAUAUGUUAAAUGAAAGUCUCUUAGCUCUUCAAAGAGGAGUUUUUAUGUUGUCAGAUUACAGAAUUACUGGGAACACAGUGCUUUGCUACUGUUGUGGCCUUCGCAGCUUUCGAGAACUUGCCUACCAGUACAGGCAGAAUAUUCCUGUUGCUGAAUUGCCAGUGACUGUCACAUCACGUCCUGAUUGCUAUUGGGGACGCAAUUGUCGAACUCAGGUCAAAGCACAUCAUGCCAUGAAAUUCAACCACAUUUGUGAACAAACACGAUUCAAGAAUUGAAUACUGAAUACUUGUAGUCUGUAGAGAAGGGACAAAACCCUGUUACACUGCUUGUACAGUUUAAGGUUUCAGGGGACCUUCUCAGUUCCCCCAUAGCAGGGCAACAAUAACUUUUGCAUCAGGUAAUCUGGUGUGAACUUUUUCAUUUGUAGAAUUUUACAGCUGUACAUGAAUAAGGUAGAUUUGGGGUUUUUUACAAGAAAGUCCAGCAAGCAUUGCAUUCCAUCCUCAUGGAUACAGUGUCACUGUAUCACUUCAGUGAAGAACACAAACAGAAAUCACACACACACAAAAACCAGCCAUAUCUUGGGACAGCCUAAGAAUAAGGAGUGUAUUUGCACUACUUGUGAAGAAACUAAGAAAAUUCCUUAGAGUUAAAAUAGAAAUGUUUUGUAAAAGUAUCUGAUGGAUAUUUCAAGAGCCAUUAAUAUUUAAGAAGGAAAUUGUGAGUGUAUAUUUGUAACUGCAUUUUGCGGUAGUCUGAUAUUUUGUCACUACCCAUUGCAUUUGUGCUAGAAACCACGUUAAUAUUCACUUUAAAAGAAUAUUCAUCUGUUAAACAGCUGUUUCAGCUUGAAGCCUCUACCAUAUGUGCAGUGUUACAGUGGAAGUAGUACAGGGUUUUUUUUUCUUAGUUUAGUCAUACUGAUGUUUUUAUUCAUAUUAAAUUACAAAAAAUUGCACAAAAAUUUGAAAAUCACAUUUAAAGUUGGGGUAAUACUUGAAGCAGAGCAGACUUCUGCUAAUAUUCCUUCUGUAAUGUUUUGUAUCAGAAGACCAAACAGUGCUUUUGACAUAGAUCAGCCAGUAGGACACACUGGUUCUUUUUAUUUCUUUUAUGUUUGAUACCAUAUGCUAAAUAUGUACCUCUGCCAUGCAGCUGUUCUCUAGCAUGCAUACACUGGUGAAAAUGUAGAGAAAGUUAUAGUUUAAAACAGAAUAUAGCAGCUUUACUGGAAGGAACAAUCUUACAAAAAAGAAUUCAGCUUGGACAAAUUGUAGCAAUAUGGUGGCAUUUCUGGAUGGGGAUGGUGAAGGGGAACACUGGUGUCACUGACAGUAAAAAAAAAAAAAAAAGUAGAUUUUAUUGCCAUGCCUCUACAGAGCUCAUUCAGGAGAUGUCCCAAGCAUCAUUUAAAUUAAAAAUCCCAACCCACCCCACCCCAAAUUGAUCUGUUUCAUCAUAACCUGUUAGUAAUGGUGACAAACGCAACUGGGACCAACAUUUUUUAUCAUAUAUAGAAGCGUGAACAGAACGAGAAGAAAGCAUACAAAGUUACCUCUGUAGAUACCAUGUUGUUUUUAAGUAUGCCUUAUUUUAUGAGCAGGAUUUAUACUUUAAUGUUAAAAAGUGUACACACAAAAUCUUCUGAUAGAAUGGAGCACAAAUGAUGCAGCACCUCGUGUCUACUGGUUGCAGUGGAUUAAACAAGUAUUUCCAGUAAUGCACAUCUUUAUAUGAAUGAUAAUUAGAAUGAUGUAUUUCUGUUUAGAUUUUUAUUUUUCAAAAUAGCUGUCGCAAGGAUGGGUCUGUUGACCAUGCCUGUAUGCUAUUAAAAAUACACUUUGGUGUGGACUUCUCUUCCUAAUCUCUGGGCAUUUUCUCCUGUGAGUAGGAUUGAAAUUGGAUCUGGAAUAAUACUUGAAACUUCUUUUAACAACAGCAGUGUGUUUCUGUCUUUUAGUAUUAUUAACAAUGUUCUGUGGCUUCUGUAUUUGUAUUUUAUGUUUAGAUUAUUUUUUUUUUAAUGCUUACUGUAUCUUCUCAGGACAACCAUUCUCGGCUGGUUUUGAUCUCUUUUUCAUCUCUGGCUGUGCAUGUAGCAAAAUGAGUGCAGUUGUGGAGAUCAUGCCUUUGCACAUUAUAUGCAGAAAUGUGCUUCAUGUUUUCAUUCACCACUUUCCACACCCCAGAUGGGCUUUCAGCACAGACUUGCCACUGUGCUAGUGUUCAAGCCUCUUGUGCUGAAGUUCUUCUGUUGGUCAAGAAUAACAUGUCUACAGUACUAUGUACAACCUCUCUUGCACUUACUCAAGUUGUGUUUGUAUAGGGAUGUAUUGUGUGACUUGGAGAAAAAAAAAUUGGGGAAAAACCCCAAGCAAACAACAAAACUCAUGUGCUUAACAGCUAAACUACCUGUGCAGUAGAGGUUCUUCAAUUCCUUUUUUAAACCCCUCUUCCUUUUCCCUGUUACAGAUAAUUAAUCUGCCUUUCUAUGCAUAUAGGGUUGCGGUAGUGCAAUGGAAUGAAGGGAUCUUUUUGUCAUUUAUAUUGUACCAGGAGGAGAUGAGAAAUUAACUUGCAGAGGUGAAUAAAUCCUGAUCUUUAUAUGCUCUUAAGUAAGUAAGAGUAUCUGUCAUGGGUAUUACAUACUCUAUACAUUAGACCUUUUUAAAUGUAUGGUUACCAGGUGAUAGUUAAUGUGCUAAAUGUAUGAACUAUGCUUGGCGUAAUUGUUUAAAUACUGUAAAGGUGCAGCAUAUUUUUAACCUGUCUAAAGCACAUCCCCACCUCCUUUAUAAGAGAUAUUUGGAAGCUGAGCAUGAAAUGUGGUAGAAUAGAUGUUACGGAAACCAAGGUGAUUAUGGUAGGGGUUGACGUAGUGGUAAUCAAGGUGUAUAGUCUCUGUCUUUGAGGAAGUUCUUUUAUAAAGAAGGUGGAGAGUAGUUCUUCCAGUUCUCUUUUGUGAUUUUUUUUUUUUUUUUCCUGAACCAAGAAGUUAUUAAUUAAAAAAAAAAGAUACUGAAGUUGUCUGUUUCUGUUUCUUCUGUGGCAUAUUCUCAUCCCACAGAAUGGAGGUAUGCAACUCUUGCUGAUUGCUUUGUCAAGAUAUUAGGUACUUGAAUGCUGAGAUUUUACAACUAAAUAUCCUUGCACUUGUACUGACUGAAAAUGACAUGAGUUCUUGUGUCAUUCCAAGAAAUUCUCUCAAACUUUCUUAAAAGUGUCAGAGGAUAUCACAGAGGAUCAUCAGUAUCUCUACAGUUUUUAUAAUGGAUAAGUGUAAAACUAUUAAAUAGAUUUCGGUUUUGUCAAUGAGAUGGCUUCAAGAUGCUAGUAUAUGAAAAAGUUUCCUACUUUUGAAAAGUGGAUACUAUUUUAGUUUCUCGCAAUACCAUAAACACUGAAGUGACAAGCAUUAUACCACUACUGAUUUAACAGCGGGCUACAGAAAAUGAUUGUCGUAUUGAGCUCAUCUUUAGAAUGAUCUAAAUUGCAUAAAUGCUAAGAUUUCAAAUGGCUUCUGUUAAGAGAACUUUUUCUGAAUAGAACUUUUCCCUUGCAGAGUAAAUAGGACUUGUCUGCACCCUGUUCUGAGAUGAAAGACAGUGAUGCCAGAGUCAUUAAGCUUCAAAUUGCAGUUUAGUAUCCCAGGAUUUCUGUGCUGCCACCAUUCCCAUACUUGAAGCUGGAUAUCCUUUAAUGCGAAAAGGUUUUCUGCAGUCUGAAGUACUUCUUCAGAGGAUACUUUCUUGUAUAAACCACAUCAAAAUUCCAUGCAGAAGAAUAGAGAUGAGGCUCCAGAUGUGUCUGUCUGGGGAAACAAAACUUCAAGGAGGAUGGGGCCUGCAUAAAGAAGUCCAGAAGCAAGCAACAAGAGAAUCACAAGUCGCAAAAAUGCAUGACUCAGGAGGGAAGACUGAAGUAAGUGGUGCUUUCUAUCAAUGUUAGGGAGGAAUUAAGAAAAUAAAAAGAAUUAAAAACAAAGAGAAAGGGAAUAAUCUCUUCUUGGUGUCUGUGGUGAAUAGAACAAGAAGCAUGAGACUCAGAUUAGAGUGGGAGAUUUUCAUUUCAUAUAAGUAAUGCUUUUCAAGUGGAAAACAUGCUUUAACAGUAAAACAAGAUACAGACAGGUGUAAAAUUGGCAUCAUUGGAAGAUGAAACUACAUUAAACCAUUGUCACCAAUUCUGUGUAGAAGCAAAGUUGAUGUGACAUGGGAAUGAACUAUAUAUUACUUCUAAAGAUCUCUUCCAUGCUUUCUAUGUUCUGAUGUUGCAUUUAAAAGCCCAACUUUUAUCCUUAAUAUUGAUGUGGGUUUAGAGCCAAAAGAGUUAAACAAUCCCUGAUUGUGCUAUGAAUCUCCUUUCAUUCUUACUAAUACUUCACCUGCUAUUUAUAUAAGCCUCCUGUUCCACAACUCUGUAUGUAUUUUUAAUUUUCAGCUGUGCAAAUACGGUUGUCAUGAGAGGAAUGCAAAAUGUGCAUUCCCAAAGUUUACAUAGUCCUUAAAGAGGGUCUGAAAUAAAUCCAGCAGUGUCCUGGAUUUGAAAGUCCUGAGAAACUAGAAACUUGUCAUUUGUUAUUUCUGAGAAACUGAAUCUCUCAAGUUUCUGCAAAUCAAAGAAACUAUUUAGUUUAAAUGUCAUGUUGGAUAUGGAUGGGCAGAGAGGCAAGAAAUUAGCUAGUACAGUAGAAAAAAAUCUCAGUAGGAAGCCAUGAGAGGCUUCAGGCUCUGGAUAAAGUUGUUCAGUAUUAAGCUCUUAGUCUCAGACUUGAUUAAAGUAACAAUCUCUAUUUAUAAGCCAGCUGUCUUCUCAUCAGAAGCCUCUUCAGGCUAUCUUAGGAUUUAUUAUUUUAGUAGUAUUAUAAGUACUUCCAAAUGGUGUAAAAGCUAGCCACUGGUUUUGAGACAAAUAUACUGGAAGGUGAAUAGAUAUACAAAGGUGAAUAAUAUAUUUUCUAGAUUUUGGAAAAUGUUUUAGCAAAAAAGUAUUUCUUAUACCCCCAUGAUAAUACUCUUUACUGAAACCUUUGCAUCUGAAACUUGUUUCAAUAGAAGUCAGAGGUUAUAGUUAGAAGUUAGCCAAACGCUGAAUUAUGACUUAAACCAAAUGGGACUUAAAAAGCCAGGACUGUCCUGGAGAACACCUCAGAAGCCAUCUGAAAGCCAUCUUACACUCCCUUUCCUCAUGCUAGACCAUAAACAGAGACAUGUGUUUGCUGUUCCACCUCUUGCCUCCUAACAGGGGAUUGGUUUCUUCAGAUGGGUUUUAAAAGCUAAAAAACAAAUGACAGUUUAUCAUCUGCUCCUGCCCAGCAGAGCUGAGGCUUACACUUCCUGGGGAACACAAGACCAAGUGGCCAGUCACCAUUUCUCAGAAAAAAGUUCUGGAUUAUUUUUUAUUGAAAGCUCCUUGUAGUUUGCUUUGCCUAGUCAAGCAUUUGUGUGAGGUGAGUCUGAUGGUGUUAUUUACUGUACCCUAAAGGCUCGGGAUUUCACACAUAUUUUUACGUGAGGAUAACUCCUUAGUUCCUGCUAGGGAAGUGGCUACAUACCACUGAAUAACUCAUCCUACUUGCCUAGUGCUGGUUUACAAAAGCUGUGCACCAUACUCUCUAUGUGGGGCUCAGAGGCUGGCCAGCUGCACUGUACACCCUAAAAAUACACAUUUAGAAACUAAACUGUAAACAUUUAUUUCUAACAUCCGGUAACCCAGAUUAUCAAGUGUCCUAAAGAGAUCCUGUUUGAGUGCAGGUCUGUAAUUAUCCUGCUGUGCUCAAUUUCCACCCCCCUUGAUGAGGAUAGUCUUCAGCUGUGGGGAAAGACCAAUGCCUUUAAAGAGGCCAUUAUAGCUUUCCUGGAUAGUUUUUCUGUUCCUUAAGGGAAUUGACUGAGAGCAUUAACUCACCUGAGGGCGGCAUGGACGUCACUGAGGAGAUGCCUCCUGAGUUAAUUAUGUGCAAACAAAAGCUGCAGUGUGGCAGAGACUUGGAGUUUCCCCAGAGAGCUUUGCCCUGGCUGAAUGCAAUGAGCCUGAGCAGACACUGCUGACGACUUGGUGCAUUGGAUUGGCGACACUGAGAAGGCACUUGGAGGUGUUCACAGCUCCACCUCUACUACCAGAAGACUUUGUUAACACCCAAAAGCAGCAUCCAUCAGCUCAGUGGAUCAUGUGGGAUUAAUCACCAAAGUGCUGAAUGGACUAAUCCUUGCAGGGGAGAAAAAACCCAAGUGCUAACUCUUGUGACUGGACAUGCAACAGACAGAGACUCUCCCAACACAGAGGCAAGUUGCCAGAUCAGAUAUGAUCCUACAUCUAUACAAAGCUGCUAUCCCUAUUCUAGAGUUUGAAGUUUUGUUGUUUGGUGGUUUUGUUUUCUUCAGCAAAUACCCUCAUUCAAACAUACAAAAAAAUGUAAAGCUUUAGAAAGAGAAACAAAGCCAUCAUUUAGAGUGUCUCCUCAGGCAAAUAAUCGUGAAUAUGAUGGGACCAUACUAAAUAAAAGUAAGGCAGUGUAAUGAAGAGUUCAAGAUGCCAUGGCCAUUUGCUUCAGGGUUUUAAUAGGUCAACAUAGGUCUUUUUUUUUUUUCCUACUAGAGCAAGUUCUCAUUAACGAAGUGUACACAACACAGCAUAGAAGAAAUUAACAGUAAACGAUAGGGUUGGUGAGAACUAACAGGGGUGAUGAGGAAGUUUCCGGAAGAUCAAUCUGGUUUUCAUUUUCUAUAAAUCGAACAGGCUAAAGCAGCUCAAAUUAAAGAGUAGAAAACAUGGUCAGACUCUUUGAACUUCUUGGUAACCAGAUGAAAUAAUAUAACAAAACAAAGCACUGCAGUAAAAGUUUGCUUGUAGAGUUCAGUAUAAAAGUCCAUUGAGCAAGUCAUGUCUGUUCACAGGAAUCUGUAAAACUAGUGUUCCCAAAUUAAGUUUAUAUAUAUAUAACCUCCCAGAGAAGUGGGAGAAAUUUAAAUAAUGAAAUCCAUAUGCAGCUUAGGUGCCCGAAACCACUUUGUUUUGUUUAGAAAGUACCAGAAACAGAAGAAAAGGGAACUGAAAGGCGAUCCCAUGCAAAGUCUGCUGGCUACUUCCCAGGAAAUAAAUUUGGAUCUUUAAAAACAAACAAAAACCACAUAUAUGUGUAAACUGGCCUUGCAAAUAAAAGAGAGCUGUUUGUGCUCCAGCUGCAUGACCCUAUUGUUUCAUCCAGACACUUCAGAUAUUUCACAUGUUGGAAGUCUAUUGUAGAAACAUAUGGAGAAGGAAGCACUCCACACGUGAAAGCCAAAACCUGCAAAUAUUCCUUAUUGCCACUAGCAUACUGUGGAGUUGUUGCUGCAACUCUUUAGGAACUGGGUUGUUGUUUCACUAAAUGUUACUAGCAGGUGAGAGGGCUUAUGCAGAAGACAUGGAUAGUGAUCCUUAAAUGGCAAGCAAAGAAAAACCCUCUCCCUUUCAUGCAAUAUUUUUAACUUAGCUCCUAAAUAAGCCAUUGCUAUGGCUGAGGCUGGGCAUACAGAGGUCUGUUAAGGCCUGGAUGCACAUCCUUAGUUUUGGAUGGUAUACAAACAGCAGCACUUUUCCCCACCUCGUUCCAGGAUCCUCUCCUCUUGUGCACUCUGCAAAGGGAAAUUUCCAAGACUCCACCUUUGCCAGGAUUUCAGAGAGCAGAAUGCUUGUAAAUCUUACUUUACUGCCUACACAUAAGGAGAGACCAUGAGGGCACAGCAGGGAGGGUGUGGGAGAAAGCAGAAAAAAGUAUUACAGAUACUGCAGCCAGAGGUAAAACUAAGCACUGGGUUUGUUGUUAUAGGGCCCUAACCAGUGAGCAGUUUAUUUUUCCAAAUAAAUGUGCUUUGCAGACAUCCUUUCUUCUUCCCCAUUCAAGUUUCAACCAGGAAACCUGUAAUAAGUUACUGUUGAUUUUAGAGGCAAAUCAAAGUGUUCAGCCUGCUAAGCUUGCAUUUAAAGUUAGUCUUGAUGAACAAUUCCUUGGGGCCCUUGUAUUCAAAUAGUGAGGUCUUGGAUUCACCUGAACUGCCCACCCAUGCAGAUCUAUAACACAGAUAGAAGGACAAAGGGAUGGGCAGCCUGGGCGUCAAACCCCCAUUCUAACAGUAAAGGCUCCAAAUUUUAAGUCAAAUCCAGAAAAAAAAAAUCCUUUAAUAAAAACUUAGAGAAAAUUAAUUCAAAACAGUGAAAUAUUUACUAAGCAAGACCAGGGGAGGGCUAGAGUUAAGUAGAACAAGUGGAUUCAAUCCCCUGUUGCUAAUCCCAAAUGAAGUACAGUACAGAGCAGGCACACCCUCCUUGGAAAGGCUGAGCUAUCUGGGAUCUGGAUCAGGUUGGACUUUGAAAGGCAUUUCAUCCCAGAUCUCCUGCAUUCAGGAAGCUGUCCUUAUUGGCAUUCUUGGCACCUGAGUCCUACUAUGGUCCUGCUACUCCUCAACACAAUAAUGAAACACUGUGGAAACAGAUCAGUAAAAGAUCAGUGAAAUUCCAAAACUCCCUUCUUCAGAGCUGACAGUAGGUCUGAAUGGAGGUUUGUACCAGCCCAUUUUGUUUAGCUGGUUUGAUGUUGCAACCUGGCUGCUAAUAUAAAGAAAUGAGAAGAAUGAAAUACUAGAUGAAAAUGAGAUAGCACAGCAGGUUAUGGCUUGCAUUUGGCAAAUUUGCUUUUGUUUUGCCACUUUGAACACCACCCACCCCUGCUUUAUAUUGAAGCAUAAUGGUACUGCCUGUACUCCCCCAGGACUAAGGAUUUCACAUAAUUUCAUAGUUUCUUUAAUUAGAUAUUUGUGAAACUCUGAAAUCCUCUGAUGAAAGGUGCUGUAAAAGUAUUACCAACUCUUCUACCAUGAAAGGACUCCACCCAAACCCAAAUACAGAUGUUGUACUCAAUGUACGUCAUUACUAAACCAAGCCAGCAGUACUUAUGGCCUGAUUUAUAUUCUCCUGAAGUCCCAGAUGACUUCUGUGCACUCCAGUAAGGCCUCAAGAAUUCUAGAAAGAAAAUAUAGGCAAAUUAGCCUUUUUUCCUCUCUAAAAAGGAACCUCCUUUUCAUUGCCAAUUUCAUGAGUGAGGAUAUUCAAAAUGAACCAUAAGGCCAUUUGCUCCUGAGAACCUGUAAGAGGAAUUAGAAGGUUCUUGCCAUUGAGUCUGAGAACUAAGGCUGCCAUUAAGGCUUUUCCCUACUUCUGUAUAAUUGUUCCACAUAUUAUUGCAAGACCCCAUAGUGCCCUGUCCCUGUUCUGCCUUCCUCUUGCUGGCAAUUUGUACAAGUAGAAGAGGAUUAUUUUCCUACUUAGUACUUUCCACACUCAAGGAAUUAUCUAAACACCAAGUUUAAUAUUUAUCAUUUAUUGUUAUUUAUAGACCUGAGAUAUCUGGUCUGAAUAGACUGACCUUGUCAUAAUAAUAGUGUGUAAUGGAAUGGGUUGCUAUACCAUAUCUGAUCUAGCUACACUACUGCUGGGUAGUCAUUCUCUGGUACCAAACACAUCACAAGUUCUCUAUUUU
Molecule: messenger RNA, 11449 nt
Organism: Pezoporus occidentalis (night parrot)
Lineage: Eukaryota; Metazoa; Chordata; Aves; Psittaciformes; Psittacidae
Gene: CHFR
Product: checkpoint with forkhead and ring finger domains
Exons: 24
Coding region: 171-2207 (678 amino acids)
Biological process (GO): mitotic cell cycle checkpoint signaling; protein ubiquitination; ubiquitin-dependent protein catabolic process
Cellular component (GO): nucleus
Molecular function (GO): ubiquitin-protein transferase activity; protein binding
Source: RefSeq, a predicted model, not a curated record